Molecule: messenger RNA, 1015 nt
Organism: Drosophila yakuba
Lineage: Eukaryota; Metazoa; Arthropoda; Insecta; Diptera; Drosophilidae
Product: replication stress response regulator SDE2
Exons: 2
Coding region: 231-929 (232 amino acids)
Cellular component (GO): nucleus
Source: RefSeq, a predicted model, not a curated record
UACUUACUUCGGAGUAUUUAAUGGAUUUUCACCGGUAAUAUAACAAAGAUCACACCUUAAUUCGCGAGUUUAAGCCAUUUUAAGUAACGUUAUCGAAAAAGGGGCAACCCUAGGGCAGCCGAUAACGCUUGCAUCACCGCUUUCUCUUUCUAACACACGCAUCCCGGGCGCAGAUGCAGCACAAAGCAGAGUAGAAAUAAUAAUCGUUAUCGAAAAGGGAGAUUGUCGAAAUGGGCAUAAAUAUUUUUAUAAACAGUAAAUAUAUAAUUUCUUGUGGGGAUCACAUUAAAUAUGAUGAGCUGUGCAGCCGAAUUGCGGAGAACACAAAUUUGCAACCUGAGGAUUACUACCUAGUGAGCAAUGGCAAGCGUCUGGAUGGAAAACUUACAUCUGGAGAUGUUCACUGCGUUCUGCGUCAACUCGGUGGCAAAGGGGGAUUUGGUUCCAUGCUUCGCGCCAUUGGUGCCCAAAUUGAAAAGACUACCAACCGCGAGGCUUGCCGCGACCUGAGUGGACGUCGUUUGCGGGAUAUCAACGAGGAGAAGCGGGUGCGCGCCUGGCUGGAAAAGCAGGGCGAGCGGGAACGAGAGGCCGAGGAGCGGAAAAAGCGAAAAAUCGAGAAGCUGCUGGCCGUGCCCAAGCACGACUUUAAGGAUGACAAGUACGAGGAGGCCAGGGCUAACCUAACAGAAAAGGUUAACGACGCCUUCGAGGAGGGACUCAAGCAGGCCGAGGAGAACAAGGAGAAAGGGGUCGAGGAAGCCUCUACCAGUGGCACCAAAAGGAAAUCCCCCGCCGAAGACAAGACCAAGGACAAAAAGAAGAAAAAGGGCACACUCUGGAUAGGGGAUGACAUCUCCGGAUCCGACUCUGACUCGGACGACAGCGAGGAGGAACCAGAAACAAAGAAAAAAGCUGUACAAAACUAGAUAUUUAACUUUUUUAUUAAGUAUUUAACUAAGACGUUUUUACCCCUACGCUUACCUGAAAUUAAAGCAGCCCAUAAUAAUAUAAA